AUGGGAAAACGAUCCCAAGUCUCCGACAACGAAGAUUCUAGCUCGGAAACAGCAAUCGAUGUUUCUUUCGACUUUUUCUCUCCAAACUCAUCGGUGGACUACCAAGCUAUCAAAAGGCUUUUACAACAGCUAUUCGGCAGAGAUGCUGAACUGUUCAACUUGCAUGAACUAACAGAACUGAUAUUAGAGCAGGACUAUAUUGGUUCGACUAUCAAGACGGAUGGCGAGGAGAGCGAUCCGUAUGCCCUGCUGACUGUUUUGAAUAUGCAUCUACAUCAUCAACACCCAUCUAUGAAAGCUCUGGCACAGUACUGCCUAUCAAAAAGCCAGGAAGAAUCAUCUUCCUCCUUGCACGCCGAACUCCAAUCCCUCUUCUCCCAAUCCGAAAAGCACAUCGGUCUCGUCAUCUGUGAACGCCUGAUCAAUAUGCCUGUUGAAGUCGUCCCUCCACUGUAUAACAUGCUCAGAGACGAAGUUCGCAACUCGAUCGCUGCAAACCUACCCUUCAAAUUCUCGCAUCUCCUGUUCAUUUCCCGGACAUACCACUUAUCUCUUGAGGAGGAGUCAAUUUUGGAGAAUACCCUGCCUGCGUCACAAGCUCGGAAGAAGAAAACUAGGACCAAGAGGCAGAGGCCCGAAGGCACGGAUGGGACUGGCAAGUUUGGGGAUGCUGGACGACCGGAGGAUGGGAUUUAUAGUUUCCAUGCAGAGGAUGCGUUGCUUAGCUCGCUUGGCUCGCAUACACUGAACUACAAGUAUACGACACCCCCGCCAGAGACUCACCAAGAGAAGCGAGGGAAGGAUGCAUUUGGGUUGGAUGUGAGGGGGAGGAUGAUCCUCGUACCGAUGGACAUCAAGAGUCCGUCUUCGGAUGCGAUGGAGACGGAUGGGACGCAGGAUGCCUGGGAUGUCAUUGCGGAGCAGAUGAUGAAGGUUUAUGGGGUGUCGUCCUAA
Molecule: messenger RNA, 954 nt
Organism: Coprinopsis cinerea okayama7#130
Lineage: Eukaryota; Fungi; Basidiomycota; Agaricomycetes; Agaricales; Psathyrellaceae
Product: bcp1
Exons: 5
Coding region: 1-954 (317 amino acids)
Cellular component (GO): nucleus
Source: RefSeq, a predicted model, not a curated record